This is a messenger RNA of Lycium barbarum (goji berry), 528 nucleotides long. RefSeq names its product secreted RxLR effector protein 161-like. The transcript has 2 exons. The coding region runs from base 1 to 528 and encodes 175 amino acids. Lineage: Eukaryota; Viridiplantae; Streptophyta; Magnoliopsida; Solanales; Solanaceae. The record is from RefSeq and is a predicted model, not a curated record.
AUGUCUGACUCAAAAGCUAUGGGAACUCCAAUGAGUCCUACUUGUAAUCUUGAUAAGGAUGAGACAGGAAAACCUGUUGAUGAAACUAAGUAUUGCGGUAUGAUUGGAUCGUUGCUUUACCUAACUGCUAGUCGACCAGAUAUUAUGUUUAGUGUGUGCAGGUGUGCUAGAUUCCAAGCUGCUCCAAAGGAAUCUCAUCUUACUGCUAUCAAGCGUAUUAUUAGAUACCUUUAUGGAAUAACUAACUAUGGUUUAUGGUAUCCUAACACCAACGAUUUUACACUUGAAGGUUUUUCAGAUGCAGACUUUGCAGGUGAUAAAGAUGAUAGAAAAAGUACCUGUGGUACUUGCCAGCUUCUAGGAAAAUCUCUUAUUUCCUGGAAUAGCAAAAAACAGGGAUCAGGAGAUUUUGAAAUAGUUUUUGUUAACACUGAAAACCAGCUUGCUGAUAUUUUUACUAAACCUCUUCUUGAAGAACGUUUCUGCAUGCUAAGAAGAUCUUUGGGAAUUAUUGAUCAAUCUGUCUAA